UAUGACUAUUGCUUCUGCUGAAACCUAAAAAAACUAAUUUACUUGCCCUUAAUAGAAGCUAUUGAUGUUUCACUUCUGUAAAAUAUAUUUUUGUUUAUGUUUGCUCACGAAAUGUUCAUAUGUUCGAUGUUCCGAAGUCUAAAUAAAAAAUAAUGAAAGAAAUAUCCGUCAAUGUAUUUUUUUGAUUGUGACACCAAGGUAAUAAAACAGAUUGCUUCAGGAUGGGCGAUGCUAGUGUGGCAGCUCCUACAGAUUUCAUUACCCGAUUCCACAAUCUAGAAGGCGAUUUAAUAGGAGAAAGAAAGAAAAAUCUCUUCAAACUCAUUCUAGAUCUGUCAUUUUUGAAAAAUGAGGAACAACUGAAUAAUGUGGUGGAAAACCUUAAGCCCACAAAUUACUUGGAAAAUUUAUUUAGAAUAGAUAUUUUGAUUCACUUCAAGAAGACAAAGGAACUUCUAAAAAUACUUGAACAGGGUAAUGAAGUUUUCAUAAGCAAGAUUUUGAAGCAGUUUUGGUUCAUUGAUGAGGCGUUCAGGGAUAUAGAUGUCAAAAUAUUUGUUAACGAGUUUCUGCCUAGUUUGUCCUAUGCAAUACGAAUGAAGCUAAUGAAAAAAGUUGCCAAAUGUUGGAAUGAAACUCAAGUUGAUGCAUUGUUUGAUUCUUUCAGUGAAAGGUAUGGCAUAUUCUUAGCAACAACUAUUUUGCACAAGUGCAGCUCCAAAAAAAUCAGAGAAAUCCUAAACGAAAAUGAAAUCAAGCUACAACCAGCUCAAGUUAAAUAUCUUUUUGACAAAGACGAAGAGUUAUUCAAGUUUUAUUUGGACUACAUUAAUUCUUUCAAUAUUUAUUAUUGUUAUCAGGAGAAGAAAGUCUUGAACUACGUAGCUCUGAAAAACCCAGAGCUUCUGUUGGAGCUCCAGAAAAAUAAGAAGAUUCAUGUUUCGGGUUUGGGAAGAAGAACCAGCAAGAGAAUCAUAAAGCUUGUUAAAGAUGAUAUUCCUCGAGAUGUCAAAAACUAUGUGGAUAUCUUGAAUAACACUGUUAUUGUUAGAAAGUUAGGAGGAAGUUUUGGGAAAGUUUAUCAAGAAUUGCUUUCAAAGGAAUAUCAAGGUAAUAUCAUUCCGUAUAAUAUUCACAGCAGGAUGUUGAUUCAGUAUCCAAAGAAAACAAGAUGGAGUUUUUUUUGCGAUUCGUACUUGAAAGUUUUUCCGGGUAAUAGUGUCGAGGUCAUCCUCUCGGCAUUUGAUACUUCUUUAUUGUGUCUAAAUCCUGGCAGAGAAAUAAUCAAAAAAUGGGCUCUGAUUAAUUACAAUUUGAAUAAGGGCGACCAUUUUUUAAAAUAUUUCGAUCCGUCUGAAGCUAUUCCAAUCAUAAAAGAAAAAAUUAAUGUCACUUCUGACAUUUCAAACAGAACAUCUUUGGUCAUAUUAUUAUUGGAUUGUUGUUCUACAAAUAAUGAUUUGAACUCUCUGGAAGCAGUGCUGAAAUAUAUUUGUUUCAGGCAUCGAAAUGAAGACUGUAACUUCAGAGAAAGAUUGAUGACCCAUAUAACCUCAAAUUUCAGGCUCGAUGACUUGAACGAGAAUCAUUGGAAGUAUAUCAGUGAGCAGUUGAAAAUCGGCAGGGUAAAAGGAGAUUCACUCUUCUUGAAGAAUUCCACAAUUUUGAGAAAACAAUUAGAGUUUCUUUUCAAGAGCGGAAAAGAUCACAAAGACGCUCUGGUCGAGUAUAUUAAUGACGUCUUUGACUGGAGUGAUGACUUCAACUUGAAUUUGGAAAAUCCAUUUGUAGAAAAAGAAAUUUUAAUAGAAAUCAGUAAGACUGUGAUGGACGUCAUCAAGGGUGAAUAUGCUGUUGAUACAAUCAAGACUCUCAUAGAAAACGUCACCGAUUUCAGUAUGAAACAUGUCAAUCACUGUAUAAAAUUAACUGAAUGCCCCGUGUUGCUCCCUGUCAUUCAAUCAUGUUUUUCCAAAAAUGCAAAUUUUGAUUGUAACGAUAUCGCUGUAGUUCGAAAUGUGUUGCUAUAUAAUUUAAAAUUUCCACAAAACUCUUUCCCGAUCGAUAACUCCAGGUUUCUUGAACUGUUCGUAUUGGUUGCCAAAGAAGAAGGAAUGAGAAAUCUGUCAAUCAUCUUUCAUGAAAGGAUCCUCAGGAAGAAUCGUUCGGAAUUCGAGAAUGAAAUUUUGAAUGAAUAUUUGGAUAAAUUAUUACAUGACCACUAUAAGCGUUACAUCGUCCUCUGGUUAUUGAAGAAUGAACCUAGAAGACUGGUUCCGUAUUUCGAUAAAAUACUCGAGUUGAAAAACUCGGCAGUGGACAGUAAACUAACGAAACUUUAUUCGCACUUUGAGUUUGACAAAAAAGCAAUAAAUUUUUUUAAGAAACAAUUGGAGUUGGAAAAACGAGACGAGAGAAUAAUAAUGUUAAAUUUGGUUGUACUUCUCUCCACGGAUGAUUUUAUAGUUUUGGCCAAUACAUUUUUGCCGAAAAAGAUGAAGCUUGAUUUGGAGGAUCCAGAAAUGAUGAAAGAUUAUAAAUUGCAAUGUGAAGUAAGUAAUAAUGGGCAUAAAAAUAAAACUUUUUUUGUAAAUCCACUUCAACUUUUCAUAUUGCUUAAUUGCAUAUUGCUUUCAUAUUGCCUAAAUGAAUAUUGAUUUCAUAAUUUUAUUCAUAAGUGACGUACUGUUUUUUGUAAA
Leptinotarsa decemlineata (Colorado potato beetle) is the source of this 2699-nucleotide messenger RNA. RefSeq lists its product as uncharacterized. The record is from RefSeq and is a predicted model, not a curated record. NCBI's taxonomy places the organism in Eukaryota, Metazoa, Arthropoda, Insecta, Coleoptera, Chrysomelidae.